AGCCAGGGCAGCUGUAAGAAUCUGUAGGAAGAACUGCUGUUGAGUUAAUUUGCCAUGUAAUAACCUUGCGCAAGUUAGAAUAGAAUUCAGACAAGGCUGACAGUGUUAGCAGUGCUGCAGCUGAGUUGAGCUUUAAAGGUCGCUUGGAAUCGAGUGCUUUGUAAGUGAAUGUUCUCUUCGCCACAAGCAACCCUGGGCAGAAUCAGAAACGGUGGAGUGGGAAUGACUUGCUAAUUUCAGGCAGCUUUUAGGUCGCCAGCUGCCUGCACUUCUAGUGAGUUUUCUCAGUUAUACUAAAGAUGAAUAGGUACGGGAUUCCGGGCAGCUCCCUCUCACUUUAGAAGAAAAAUCUUUCUGACCUUCCUCUGUGGAAAUGAGAACAAAUGGCAAGGCAGUUGAAACUGCACUUUGCAGCCCGAAGAAGUCAUACUGAUCCAUUAUCGGAGACACUCGGAGAUGAUUUGGAUACUCACACGCACGUCAAAGAGCCUGAGCCGAAUGCUGCUCCUAAUGUCGGAAUGGAGCAGAAUCCCAAGCAAACACUCUCAAGUUCUGUAACGCAGGAGACAAAUCAACAGGCAGUUCCAUUCCGGAAACCCAAGAGGAGUGCCUUACUGAAGAUUUCCUUGCAGGCUUCAAGAGUCAGUGGUUAUUCCCAACCUGUGGCUUCUGAAGACCACUUGUCCCUGGCCAGAACAAGGAAAAAAGGGGACUGUUGCAACAGGAAUGUGAUUGGCCAUCAGACUAACCAGCUAACUACCAGCAGCAGUCUGUCUGAUUUCACAGCAUGUGGUGGUGUUCUCAGCAGUGUCUCAGCCAGUGAUAAAGGAGCCUCCAGUAGUGCUGGGAGUGACUAUGGGUCAUGUACAAGUACCACAAGUGAUGGUGGGUCAUACAGCAGCAGUAUAAUCAGUGACGGCAGUAGCUGCCCCUUCUCUGCUGGAGAUGGUUGUAGUUUUCCUGCUAACAUGGUCUAUGGUAAAGCUCCUAACUACAAAUCCACUUCUCACAGAAGCAGUACUAUACAGCAUUUUUCAGGCAGAAAUAUCUUUGACCAAGACAACUCUGAACAUGCACUGAGGACAACAAAGCUGCCGGCAAUGAGAGAAACAAAAGUUCCCCUAAGGCGUUGCUCAUCUCUGGUUAUUUUCCCAAAGAGUCCUUCAAAUACCCCACCGAUGUCUCCAACUUCUCCUCUACCGAAUGGGCAAUCCUCUCGGCUAUCCCAUAGCGAGCAGGUGCAAAGCGAAGACAAAGUCACAUCCAAGGGUUCCCUCUCGACUGUGGUCAAUGGAUUUCGACUCUCCAAAAGUGCUGGUCCUCCUAACGAAAGCAGAGAUGUUAAACAACUAUGUUUGAACAGCUCAUUGUGGGAGAGAACGUGGGCCACAGAUGGCUCUGAACGCGCAGCACAUGAUGAGGAAAUACCAAAUGGAGGUUCUUCUAUUUCAUUUCACUUCUCUCAUGGAAUGCCUGCACCAAAGAGUGAAAUUGGGUCCUCUUCCUGCAUGCCCACUGUGGCAACCUACCCUAAUUUAAGAUGCAUGCACAGUGCAUCCGCCUGUUGGUCCUCAAACAUGGAGGAUUGUGCCAGUGUUAACUCUGAAAAAAGGCCAACUUCACGGAGGAGCAAGAUCCAUCAUGGUUUGCAAAGGAGUCUUUCGUUGGGAUCGUCACAGUCCUCAUUUUUAUCUAGUUUUAAAUAUAGUUCUAGAGCAGGAAUGUCACAUUUACAUAUUCACUUUGGUUCUGAGAGAGAGGGAAAACCUGAUGGAGUUCAAAGGACAGAUAGAAUACCUGGACAAGAGCCUCAUAGUCGGACUUUGAUGAAACCUCUAGAGACAAGAGAUGACUUCCUUGGUCAAGUAGAUGUGCCUCUCUGUCAACUGCCGACAGAGCAUCCAACUAGAGAGAGGCCGUACACGUUUAAGGAUUUUCUUCUUCAUCCAAGGAGUAAUAAAUCCAGAGUGAAAGGGCACCUCAGGUUAAAAAUGACAUACCUCCCUAAAAACAAUGGAUCUGAAGAAGAUGGCACGGAACAGGCAGAAGAGCUAGAGCCCGGCUGGAUUAUAUUGGACCAACCAGAUGCUCCUUGCCAGUUGCAGCAGGAGCAAGAGUCUGCUCUCCCCCCAGGCUGGGAAGAGAGGCAGGAUGUCCUUGGCAGGACCUACUAUGUCCACCACGAAUCUAGACGGACGCAGUGGAGAAGGCCAACGGCUCAGGACAACAGGCCCAAUGCAGAAAGUGGCAAUAUUCAGUUGGAAGUGCAGCACGCUUUUGCCCGUCGGCAUCAAAUAACCGAGGAAAUGGAGAACCUUGACAGCAGAGACUCCCCUGAGAGUUGGGAGAUCAUAACAGAAGACGAAGCCACCAUGUAUAGCAACCAGGCUCCCCAAGCAACUGUUCAGCAGAGCAACUCUGAUGUAGACACCUGCCUUGCAGAAGAACUGAACACUCAACUGACUACCUCUGGGAGUUCGAUGGCUGGUCAAGCCGCUUCUUGCACUAAUGACUUUGGCAGAAGAGGCAGCCUGCAGACUUACCGAGCGGAGGAACAUCCAGUGCUUCCUGUUUUACUGCCUACUUCAACCGGGCUGCCUCCAGGCUGGGAAGUAAAGAAAGAUGAAAAAGGAAGACCUUAUUAUAUAGAUCACAAUUCCCAAACAACCACUUGGAAGAAGCCAUUUGUACCGAUGGGAGCUGAUGCAGGUCAGCAGCCAUCAGCACCAAGUCCUUCCACCAGGCCAGCCUUACCAUCGGAUGACUCUGUGCAGCAGCCUGCGUAUCCAAAGCCACCGGAAGCAGAUCAAGGUUUUCUUCCCAAAGGCUGGGAAGUUCGGAAUGCGCCCAAUGGGAGACCUUUCUUCAUAGAUCACAAUACCAAAACGACCACAUGGGAUGACCCCCGUCUGAGAAUUCCAGCUCAUAUGAGGAGGAGGACCUCUUUGGACCCUGUAGAUAUUGGCCCCUUACCACCUGGCUGGGAAGAAAGAAUGCAUACAGACGGACGGACGUUCUAUAUAAACCACAACACAAAAAAAACUCAGUGGGAAGAUCCUCGCUUGCAGAACGUAGCGAUAACUGGACCAGCUGUGCCUUAUUCCAGAGAUUAUAAAAGAAAGUAUGAAUUCUUCAGAAAGAAGUUAAAAAAACAAAGUGAUAUUCCAAACAAGUUCGAAAUGAAGCUUCACCGUGUCACAAUCUUUGAAGACUCGUACAGAAGAAUUAUUGCUGUAAAGAAACCGGAGUAUCUCAAAGCCAGGCUUUGGAUUGAAUUUGAUGGCGAAAAGGGGUUAGACUAUGGAGGGGUUGCCAGGGAAUGGUUCUUCUUCCUGUCCAAGGAAAUGUUUAAUCCUUACUAUGGAUUGUUUGAAUAUUCUGCCACGGAUAACUAUACACUGCAGAUCAAUCCGAACUCUGGGUUGUGCAAUGAAGAUCAUCUUUCGUACUUCAAGUUCAUCGGCCGUGUGGCAGGGAUGGCCGUCUAUCACGGGAAGCUCUUGGACGGCUUCUUUAUCCGCCCUUUUUAUAAGAUGAUGCUUCAAAAGCCAAUAACACUUCAUGAUAUGGAAUCUGUGGACAGUGAAUAUUACAGUUCUCUGAAAUGGAUUCUUGAAAAUGACCCCACAGAACUGGACCUCCGGUUCACCGUCGAUGAAGAACUUUUUGGGCAGACUCAUCAACACGACUUGAAAAGCGGAGGGUCCGACGUGGUGGUCACAAAUAAGAACAAGCAAGAGUACAUUUAUCUUGUAAUACAGUGGCGGUUUGUGAACAGGAUCCGAAAACAGAUGGGUGCCUUUAAAGAGGGUUUUUUUGAACUAAUACCACAAGACCUCAUCAAAAUCUUUGAUGAAAAUGAACUAGAGUUACUGAUGUGCGGCCUUGGAGAUGUCAAUGUGAACGAUUGGAGGGAACACACGAAGUACAAAAACGGCUACAGUGCAAAUCACAUAGUUAUUCAGUGGUUUUGGAAGGCUGUACUAAUGAUGGAUUCUGAAAAACGAAUAAGACUCCUUCAAUUUGUAACUGGCACGUCCCGUGUACCAAUGAAUGGAUUUGCUGAAUUGUAUGGUUCAAAUGGACCACAGUUAUUCACCAUUGAAUACUGGGGCAGCCCUGACAAAUUGCCAAGAGCCCACACUUGUUUUAACCGCUUGGAUUUGCCUUCAUAUGAAUCCUUUGAAGACUUGUGGGACAAGCUUCACAUGGCAAUUGAAAACGCUCAGGGAUUUGAUGGAGUUGACUGAGCCCUGGAUAGAAGCAAGCUGUACUCCUUCUGUUCUUUUCUGUGCUGCAAUUUGAAAGUUUACAAACAAAACAAAUAUAUUCCAGGGAAUCUAUUGCUGUAUUUUUUUGGCAAUUGAAUCUUUAUGGUAUCAUUUUUUUAAAAAAAGAAGAAGUGUUAAUUUCAACAAUGCUUAAUUGCAUUUUGCAUUUCAAACUCUUGCCUGUUUCAUUAGCUGGUGCAAAAUGAAUACUGAUGAGGCUGACAUUAGCCUUGCAUUACCUCUUACAAUAUUUGCCUUUUUGGCACACUGAACUACUGAAAGUGUAAGCUGUGAAAAAGCAAAGUUAGUCUGUCUUUCUGUCCAUGUGUGUGUGUGUGUGUGUUUUCUCUCUCUCUCUCUCUCUCCCCUGAAAUAGCAAAAUAGCACAUGUAUUCUGCUCUGGGCUGUGAGGAUUUUCUUCAGACUUUCCAAAGCACCUUACUAUAUUUUUUUAGUAAAACCUUAAAAUCUUUCCAUCUCGUAGUGUCUGCUCGUAGUAUGUCAACGCUGGCUGCAAUUGUGCACAUGGUUGCAAGCCUUAAACCGUUGGGGCUGGUGUGUUUGUAACUUCCUGCUGUACAGUUGCCUUUGAGUCAACCCCCUUUGAGUUGAACGGGAGCUAUCUAAGAACACACACCAAUCCUCUUGCAUCGCCCCUGUCUAUCUCUGUGGGGUUUGCACAGGAUAACUUCCCCAUCAAUUGCGCUCUGUGCUUUUAGUGUUGACACUUCUAAACUUUUCAACUUUUGAGGUUAAAAGUAGCAUGAAUUGAAUGAAAUUAUUUUAAAAUCUGUUUGAAUUUAUAUUCUAGUGUAUUUUUGGUAAAUCAUAUUUUGAAAUUGCCUAACGAACAAACAAUAUUUUCAGCUUAGCUUCCUCAAUCUCGAAACAGUAUUUUUGUGUUUUUUUUAAUACCACAGUAUUAUAACAAAAUGCCUUUUCGUAUCCAUUCUUGCAGUAUUGCACCACAAAAAUAUGGACAUGUUUACAGGGUUUUAUGGGCCAAAUUCAGCAACCGGAUAUGUGCAAAUGUGCGUGUCACUUUGCAGAAUGCACCCAGGGCAGGAUUUGGCCCUGAAAUUUGUUUACAUGUUAUAUUACUCCCCCUCCAACCCUACCCCCGGCUGCAUUUUUAUAUUUUCUCAAUGUUUAGUCUAGAAACCAAAUAAAAUACAGUAUAACCAAAGUUAUAGUAAAUGUGCAAUUUAUUGAGAACUAGUGGUUCACAGAAAUUUAGCAUGAAGCUUUUCAUACAAUUGUUAAAUAGAAAAUAUGGAUAUUUUGAUACAUUUGUCAGAGCCAGUAUUUUGGUCAAUGCUGGUUUAGAAUCAUCAGUUCUGAGAGGUGAAAGUUUACAUGGUGGUCUCUGGCUUUGGUUGACUCUUGGACCUGUUGCUAUGUGCAAUCUGGAGCAGUUGCUUGAGAACCAUGAUCUUUGGUUCAGUGGAAGGGGCGGUGUAUUAGAACAUCACUCUUGACCCAUUAGAAAAGAGGCCAGGCUGCCACAGUUCCUGGUGAAUUGCACCCAAGAUGUGACGGAAAGGCAGUCCACAGCUGUCGCCAUUUGCUGCCUCCUACACAAAUUGUCAAAGACUUGCAACUUGUUUAACAAAUGAGUCUUAAGGAAUCUUUAAAAUCCCUUUUAGACUGGGUCUAGUGCAGAGUAUUGCCAGUAAAUAAAGAUAAAUAUUCAGUCUACAUUCGGGUUGUUUUGUAAAAUGAGGAAUGAUAUGUCUGUAUAGAUUUGAAUGUAACUAUCAGAGUACUUCAAUCUAACAAAUGAAAAAAUCUGAAGCAGUAAAUAAAAUUUAUUCUAAUAAA
Molecule: messenger RNA, 6092 nt
Organism: Elgaria multicarinata webbii
Lineage: Eukaryota; Metazoa; Chordata; Lepidosauria; Squamata; Anguidae
Gene: NEDD4
Product: NEDD4 E3 ubiquitin protein ligase
Exons: 25
Coding region: 384-4250 (1288 amino acids)
Biological process (GO): receptor internalization; protein polyubiquitination; neuromuscular junction development
Cellular component (GO): cytoplasm
Molecular function (GO): ubiquitin protein ligase activity; protein binding; sodium channel inhibitor activity
Source: RefSeq, a predicted model, not a curated record